CAUUCAACUUUUGUUAGUCACGCGCACAAAAUCAGAAAGGAUCUGCUCUCGCAGGAGCAAGGACCACAUUCAUCGCGUAUUUUAUUGCUCUAAACAAAAUGAAUUUAAAAACACGAGAAUAUGAUAUGUUCAAGUAUAUGUUUAUAAAAAUGGACAAAUUAUUAAAAAAUUUUAAUACUUUUUUUUAUCAAUUCUAUACAACUUUUUUGUAAUUUGUUUGUUUUUUUUUGUCUUUUAAAUUCAAAAAAAAAAAUUUUAAUUUAUUUAUAAAACUUUAAAAAAAUAAAUAAAUUUUUUUUUAUUGAAAUGUGAAAGUAAAUAAGUGUUGUGAAAGAUAUUUAAGUGACAAAUGAAUAAAUUUUAUAGAAAAUUUAAUGACAAUAGUAUAUAAACAUUAAUAGCACUUAAAAAAUUGUUUCUAAAGUGCCUGAAAAACGUAAAUAAUACGAGUGAAUUUUUAAAAAUUUUUGAAUACAACUUUUAAUUUAUAUUAAAAAAUAAUUUUAACGUACCCAAAUUUUAGUGACAAUUGUUGCAAUUAUUUAAAUUUAUCAAAAAUGUUUGUGAAGUUGAGUGUUUAUUUCAAAUUUUCCGAUAUAGUGAUAAACCCGAAACAUAAAUUUUAUUGAGAGAAAUACUUUGAGUGUCUUUUAGAAUGCAUUGUAUAUAAACAAAUUAUAAUUUACCUGGAAAAUUGCUGUUGUAUCGUUAAAAUUGGAAAUUAAAUUUUAUUUGAUGAAAAACAAACUUUAAAGUGUUAAAUAUAGAAAAUUUCGUAACAAUGGAAACCAAUAGUGUACUCAAUAAUUCGACAUUACCGGCGAAUAUGACGUUUACAAAUCGUUCGCUGACCGUUAUAAUAGUAUAUUGUAUAUUUUUCAUAAUUGCCGCAAUUGGAAAUCUCACUGUCUUCAUUACAUUGUCAAGAGGUCGUUAUAAAAAGUCACGGAUCGCAUUGAUGAUAUGUCAUUUAUCAGCUGCAGAUCUCUUCGUCACAUUCUUUAUGAUUCCUCUCGAGGUCGGAUGGAGAGUCACAGUAAAAUGGUUGGCUGGAAAUUUAGCCUGUAAAAUUUGUUUAUUUCUAAGAGCUUUCGGUCUUUAUUUAUCUAGUAAUGUACUCAUAUGCGUUUCCUUGGAUAGGUAUUUUGCAGUUUUACAUCCUCUAAAGUUAAACGAUGCUAAGCGACGAGGAAAAAUGAUGUUAACAGUCGCUUGGAUUACCAGCGUCAUUUACGCUAUUCCACAAAGUUUUAUAUUUCAUGUAGCAACACAUCCUGAUUUUCCAAAUUUCACCCAGUGUGUAACUUUCGGCUUUUUCAAAUCGGAAUUACAGGAAAAUAUUUACAACAUUUUUUGCCUCUUGGCCAUGUAUUUUGCGCCACUUAUUGUUAUUUGCUGGGUUUAUAUGAAAAUUCUUUGUGAAAUCAACAGCAAGUCUCGUGAAAACAGACAAGUGUUGACCAGAACACGUAGUAACGGAAGUUCAGGAAGUUUAAACAGUGGAAGUGACAAUCGCAUGAGAUUGAGGUGUUCAGACAUGAGUCGAAUUAAAAGAGCUCGAACUCGAACACUACGGAUGACCAUAACCAUUGUCGCUGUAUUUAUCUUAUGUUGGACGCCGUAUGUGACAAUGGUGCUAUGGUACAUAAUUGAUCGACAAAGUGCAUUGAAUGUCAAGCAAGAAAUUCAAGAGGCACUUUUUAUAAUGGCUGUUGGCAACUCUUGUGCUAAUCCACUAGUUUAUGGAAGUUAUGCUGUUGACUUGAAGAAGGAAUGUUGCAGGUGCUUUCUUCCGUUUCCGAAAAAAACUAACAUCCAAACGUAUUACGUACAACGUGACACAAGACCAAAGUCAUUGAUCUUAGAAAAACAAACUCCAGGUGACAGCAUCAUUUUUAUAAAAUCAGUUCGACGAAUAUUGCAUGAUUGCUUUAAAGUUGGAAGGAGACAAACGGACAUAACAUGCAAUGCAACCGUGAGCACUGAAUGCGCCCUGAUAAAAAAUGUACAAAACUCCCCUCUUCAAAAUGUGAAUCCUAACAUACAGGAAGAUGUCAUAAAGUCAUCGUCUUCUUUAACUGCAAAAGUCACUGAAGAUAAAACAUUUGUAUAGUUAAUUUCAUCAGAAAUGUAUACAAUAUAUUUAAAAAUAUAACAUAUAAACGAAUUUUUAAAUUUCCAAAGAUUUAUCAGUUUAAAAAUAAUAUUGAAAAUAUUUUAUUAAAAAAUAUAAUUACCAUAUUCGAUUAAUUAAAUAAUUUCAAAAAUUGCACAAAACAUUUAAGAAUUAAUCUCAUAAUUAUGUGUGUGAUACUAAAAUUAUAACAAUAAGAGAAAAUAUUUAUGAAAUGUUAUUCUAACAUAUAAGUGCAUGAAAAAGUAAAUUUAAAAAAAAAUU
Molecule: messenger RNA, 2398 nt
Organism: Leptopilina boulardi
Lineage: Eukaryota; Metazoa; Arthropoda; Insecta; Hymenoptera; Figitidae
Product: adipokinetic hormone/corazonin-related peptide receptor variant I-like
Exons: 10
Coding region: 782-2113 (443 amino acids)
Biological process (GO): G protein-coupled receptor signaling pathway
Cellular component (GO): membrane
Molecular function (GO): G protein-coupled receptor activity; peptide binding
Source: RefSeq, a predicted model, not a curated record